Arxiozyma heterogenica is the source of this 1881-nucleotide messenger RNA. RefSeq lists its product as uncharacterized. Lineage: Eukaryota; Fungi; Ascomycota; Saccharomycetes; Saccharomycetales; Saccharomycetaceae. Bases 1 to 1881 code for a protein of 626 amino acids. Gene Ontology annotation, biological process: positive regulation of transcription by RNA polymerase II. The record is from RefSeq and is a predicted model, not a curated record. The transcript has a single exon. Gene Ontology annotation, cellular component: nucleus.
AUGACCUCUUUGAACUAUACGUUUAAUUCAAAUGGUAAUAACAUCAAUAAUAUUAAUAAUAUUUAUAAUAAUGGUAUCACGAUGACAGGUAUGAAUGAUAACAGUAAUAAUAUUAAUAAUAACAGCACACAUCCAAAUAAUGGGGCUAUAUUUAGUUCUAGAACUUUAUUACAUCCUAUGCUGGAUUCUACUACACCAAGGGCGUCCGUUAGUCGUCAUAACAUAUCUUUUGCUACAAUAACUGCACCUCCUACCACUAACUUAAAUAAUAACUAUACAUCAGGUAAUUCUUGCAAUAAUCCAAAUAUAAUACAUUCAAAUUAUUAUCGUUCUGCCUCAAAGUUCAAUCCAAAUAAUCCAAGUACUAAUACCAAUAAUGGUGGUAAUACUUCCUCGCAUCAAAAACCACAGUCACAACACUAUUCAUAUUUCUCAAACUUUGUACCAAAAUUAAAUCCUUCUAAUACUCAAUAUUUACAAGCAGAUGAUAUUAAUACUAACAAUAACAAUAAUAACAAUUAUACUCCACAGAAUACGAAUGGGUUGUUUGCACGUCCCUCUGUAUCAUAUGACUUUAAAAACCCAUUUAUUCAAAAUAGCCAAUACUAUUAUCAAAAUAGCGAAUACGAUAACAAUUAUACCAGCAUUAAUUGCUCAACUACAACUCCCGUUUCUGUUAAUAGUAACAAUACCAAAGACACAAAAUUCCUUUCUUUGCUUAGCAAUCCUGUUUUAAGAAAUAAUAGUAACAAUGAAAAUAACAAUAAUAACAAUUCACUAAUAGACUACAAUAGUUAUCUCCCAGAAAACUCUCCUGUCAUCCAGCACUCUCAAAACCAUCCUAGAUUGUCUAUAUCCUCUCAACAAUUCAAUUCAUCAACUAUAUUUAGUAACGGUCCAGCACCACCUCUAAUGACUCCUAACAUUAAGACAGAAUCAUUAAGCCAGUAUCGUACAGGACAUAGCUUGUCUUUCUCUGGCCCUACCACUGUAUCUGCCUCUAAUCUAUCUGCACUCUCUGCACAUUCUCCAGGGGUUGCAUCUUCUAUGGCCUCUACUCAACUUUGUCAACAAAAACGACAAAAUAAUCAAAAAUUGUUCUCUCAGCAACUUCCUUUACGCAGCCUUUCUAUUAGUUCUAAUCCACCAACAGUGUUAAAUGGAGGGACUGUAGUGCCAACUGUUGUGAAUCCUAGAUAUUCUAUUUCAAGUUCUUAUAAUCCAUCCACAUUAGCAACAACAACUAUUUUCACGGGUACAACUAUUAGUCCUACAGCAGCAGCUGUGGGCGAUACUAUUUCUGUACCUGCCACCACUACAAUAAACACGGAUAGUAACAGUGAGUAUUCUGCUGCUAAUCUAAAUCCAAUUAUAAAUGGAAAUUUAAGCCCUAAAUCAACUUAUCGUACUUUUAAUAGCAACACUUUAACUCAAGAUAAUGGAAUCACCCAUAAAAGGAAUUAUGGAAAUAAUAAUGAUGCUAUUUUUACCGUUGAAAAGAGCAGAGAAGAAGAAGUUUAUCCUCAUAAAUGUGAGCAAUGUAUGAAAUCAUUCAAAAGGCAUUCUUGGUUGAAAAGACACUUAUUAUCUCAUAGUGCAGAAAGACAUUUUUUCUGCCAAUGGUGUCUAAGUAGACACAAAAGAAAGGAUAACCUUUUACAACAUAUGAAAUUAAAACAUCCAAAAUAUUUGUAUCAGGAACUAAGGCUGGCCAAUGUUCCAUUUAAAUGGCAAAGAAGCAAAAAUAUUAAUUUUAUGAAUAUUCCUGAUGAAAAAAGGAUUGAUUAUAUUGAUUCAAUCAAAUCUUUGUUACACCAAGGAAUUCUUAGCAAGGAGGACGUUAAAAGAGUUUUAAAUGAAAUUAUAGAAAGAAAUCAUUGA